Molecule: messenger RNA, 2661 nt
Organism: Hansenula anomala
Lineage: Eukaryota; Fungi; Ascomycota; Saccharomycetes; Phaffomycetales; Wickerhamomycetaceae
Gene: PHO87
Product: SPX domain-containing inorganic phosphate transporter
Exons: 1
Coding region: 1-2661 (886 amino acids)
Biological process (GO): polyphosphate metabolic process; phosphate ion transport; monoatomic anion transmembrane transport
Cellular component (GO): membrane
Molecular function (GO): phosphate transmembrane transporter activity
Source: RefSeq, a predicted model, not a curated record
AUGAAGUUCUCUUUGUCAUUGAAAUAUAACUCUGUGCCAGAAUGGCAAGACAAAUACAUCAACUAUUCAAAUUUGAAGAAAUUGGUGUACAAUUUACAAGCUCAACAACUAAACAACACAGACACAACAAAAGGUGAUAUCACUGGUGUUUCUGAAGGUACUGGUUCAUCUGCUGAUUUGAAUAAUGAAGAGUUGAAAAAAAGUGGUGAAACUAGAAAGAAGUUGAAAAAUGCUUUGAAUUUCAAAAGAAAGCGUAAAAACUCAUUUAAUCAAACAACUUUUGAGUUGGAUGAUAUGAAUUCUUUAAGUUCUUUCAAUGCUGAAAAUUUUGAUCCUUCAAAGAUUUUCUUGGAAAAAUUGGAAACUGAAUUAUUGAAAAUUGAUGAAUUUUAUAAACUUAAAGAACAUGAAUUCUUCCAAGAAUAUGAAGCUUUAAUUGCUGACUUGGAAAAUUCCAAGAUUCAUCUCAAUAUGGAUAAAUCAAAUGCUUAUUUCAAUGAUAAUAAAUCAAUUUUAAGUCACAAGUCUUCAAUAAAUGAAGCCAUCAUUAAUGCUUCAAAUUCAUUCAAUUUGGAAGUUUCAAAAGAUAACACUGCAGUUUCCACUAGAUCAAGAGGAGCAGGUUAUGAUGAAGAAUCAAGCAUUGGUGGUAAGCAUGAUCUAGAAGAUGAUGAAGAUGAAGAAUUGGACCACUCUGAUUCUGAAAAUUCUGCAUUAUUGAGUGAAACUGAUUUGAAUAUGAAGUCACAAAACAAAAUUACUUUGAAGAAAAGAACAACCCAGUUAUAUGUUGAUUUAUCUCAAUUGAAAUCAUUCAUUGAAUUGAACAAGAUGGGAUUCAACAAGAUUACCAAAAAAUUUGAUAAAUCCUUGAGCACUUCAUUAAAACCAGCUUUAUUUGAUACUAAUGAAUUCUUUAAAGAUAGCUAUACUUUUAGCUAUCAUACUUUGGCCUCAUUAGAUGACAAAAUUAAUAACCUGGUCGAAGUUUUUGCAUCCUUAACCAACAGAUUGAACAGAUUGGAAGAUUGUAAAGCUGAAUUGAGAUCAUUCUUGAGAGAACAUAUUGUUUGGGAAAGAAACACAGUUUGGAAAGAUAUGAUUGGUAUCGAAACAAGAACAAAUGGGUUGAAAGGUGUCAGUGCAGAUGCCACUCAAUUUAAUGAUGAAUUAUACAACUUGGACUAUUAUUCAUGGAAGUUACCUUAUCCUGUUGACUUCAAAUUCACAAAAUGGGAAAAUUUCAAACUUCCAAAGUUUUUAAACACUGCAAGAACUUAUAAAUUGGUUAUUAUCAUUGCAAUCACUGCUGUUUUACUUGGUGUGAAAACUUUUAAUGAUGAAGCUGAACACAGAUGUAUGGCUUUAUUAGCUUGUGUUGCAUUAUUAUGGGCCACCGAAGCAAUUCCAUUAUUCGUUACUGCUAUUCUUUGUCCAUUGUUGGUUGUUUUGUUCCGUGUUGUUAAAGAUAGUGACGGUCAUGUUAUGGCUGCUCCUGAAUCAUCUGCUUAUAUCUUGGGUAAAAUGUGGUCAUCAACAAUCAUGGUGUUAUUGGGUGGGUUUGCAUUAGCUGCUGCUCUAUCCAAAUACAAUAUUGCAAAAGUUUUCGCUAGUUACAUCUUGGCUUUUAGUGGUACAAAACCUCGUAAUAUCUUGUUGUCAAUUAUGAGUGUUGCUUUAUUUUUAUCAAUGUGGAUUUCAAAUGUUGCAACUCCAGUUUUAUGUUAUUCUUUGAUUCAAGGUGUUUUAAGAACUUUACCAACUGACUCGCCAUUUGCUAAAGCUUUGAUUCUUGGUGUUGCCUUGGCUUCAAAUAUUGCAGGUAUGUCUUCACCAAUUUCAUCACCUCAAAAUAUUGUUGCAAUGACUUAUCUUUCAGAAUAUGGUAUUGGUUGGGGUCAAUGGUUGGGUGUUGCAUUACCUGUCUCAAUCAUUUCAUUAAUCUUAACCUGGAUAUUAUUAAUUUUUACAUUUGACAUUUCCAAAACAAAAGUCAUGAAAUAUAAACCAAUUAAAGAAAAAUUCACAAUCAAACAAUGGUUUAUUAUUGUUGUUACAAUUGGUACUAUUUUAUUAUGGUGUGUUUUAACAAAACUUGAAACAACUUUUGGUGAAUCUGGUGAAGUUGCAAUCAUUCCAAUUGUCUUGUUCUUUGGUACUGGUCUUUUGUCAACUGCCGAUAUCAACAAUUUCCCAUGGAGUAUUGUUAUCUUGGCUAUGGGUUCAUUAGCACUUGGUAAAGCUGUUUCAUCAUCAGGUUUAUUGGCCACCAUUGCUAAGGCUUUGCAAAAGAAAGUUAUGGACUUUGAUAUUUAUGUUGUGCUAAUCAUCUUUGGUAUUUUGAUUUUGGUUAUUGCAACUUUUGUCUCCCAUACAGUUUCAGCAAUUAUUAUCAUUCCAUUAGUUAAAGAAAUUGGUGAUUCAUUACCAGGUAAUAAUUCCGCUGUUAUUCUGAUUUUUGCUAUUGCAUUAUUGGCCUCAAGUGGUAUGGGUUUAGCAUCAAGUGGGUUCCCUAAUGUUACAGCUAUAUCAAUGACUGAUGAAUUGGGUAACAGAUAUCUGAAUGUCAACACUUUUAUCACAAGAGGUGUUCCAGCAUCUUUGAUUGCAUAUAUCGUUGUCAUCACGGUGGGUUAUGGUAUUAUGAAAUCUAUCGCAUGA